This is a messenger RNA of Mangifera indica (mango), 7780 nucleotides long. RefSeq lists its product as uncharacterized. Lineage: Eukaryota; Viridiplantae; Streptophyta; Magnoliopsida; Sapindales; Anacardiaceae. Bases 679 to 7149 code for a protein of 2156 amino acids. The transcript is spliced from 7 exons. Gene Ontology annotation, molecular function: ADP binding; ATP hydrolysis activity. The record is from RefSeq and is a predicted model, not a curated record.
CAAGCAGAAGAAAAGCCAUUACAGCUCUCUGCUUCUCCAAAACAAAGUCUCAGAAAGAUAGCGAUUCAGGUGCACUUGUUCUAAGCCUUCCAAAAUCACUUCCUAUUGUUUUCUUUUUCACUCUCUUAAUUUUCUGCUGUUUCAAUAUUAUUAAUUAUCUGGUAUUUUAUUAGUUUUGCUUUUAUUUUUGUUCCUCCUAUUUCUAUCAUUUAUCUGUUUGCUUGAAGCUAGAUUUUUUAUCGUUCAGCUUUUUCUCUUUUAUAUUUGCUUAGCUAGAGUUAUUUCUUUAAACCCCCCACCAAAAGAAAAAGCCCUUUUUACCCUUAUUUUAAUUAUCCAAAAAUUACUCUCCUGCAGUUCUUUGCUAUCUGAGUUUUUCCUUUUUCUUCUCUGUUUCCUUAAAGCUUUCUCUCUUGUAUAUUCAGCUUUAAACCAAAAAAAUAAAAAAUAAUUUAAAAAAAAACACUUUGUUCAUCUUAUUGUUUAAAAAAAAAAAAGAGUUCUCCUAAAUUAUGUUUUUGAUCUCAUUGUUUCUCAUAUUUCUAGUUUUAAUUAUCCAAGAAUUACUCCUGAAGUUCUCUGGUCGCUAGAUUUUGUUCAUUGAGAGUUUGUCAGUGGCUUUACUUCUUUAAACCAAAAAGAAGGAAAAGAUAAAAAGUAAAUUGCAAGAUAUACGUAAUGGCUGAACUGGCUACUGCUGCUGCUUCCAAAGCUGCAGAGAGAGUUACAGAGACAGUGUGUGAAUUCGGUUGUCGGCAGAUUAACUAUGUGUUUAGGUACCAGAGCUACAUGAAGAAGCUGAAGGAGCAAGUUAAGGAGCUCGAAAUUAGAAGAGAUGGUGUGAAAGAACAUGUAGAAGUGGUUGAAAGACAAGGUGAAGAGAUUUAUAAUGAAGUUACUGAGUGGCUGAAGAGUGUGGAAGAGUUCAUGGAACGGGUAGCAAAGGUCGUUGAUGAUGAAGAUAAAGCAAAGAGGAGCUGUUUCAAAGGGUUGUGUCCUGAUUUGAUUAGACGUUACAGGCUCAGCAAAGAAGCAGAGGAGGUCGCGGAGGCAGGUGCCAAGGUCUUGGAAAAAGGAAAAUUCAGUAGAUUUUCACACCCGCCCUUUCUACAGAGGACGGAAUCCAUAUUCGUCGGUAAAGAGUACGAACACUUUGACUCAAGAGAGUCAAAUUUCCAGGAAAUUAUGGAUGCAUUGAAAGAUUCUACUGUUAAUAUGAUUGGAGUGCACGGGAUGGGUGGUGUGGGUAAAACCACACUGGUCAAAAAAGUUGCUUGGAAAGCCAAGGAAGAUAGGUUAUUUGAUGAGGUGGUGAUUGCUGAGGUAACACAUACUCCGGAUCUUAAACAAAUUCAAGCCAACAUUGCUAGUCAUUUGGACAUGUCAUUUAAAGACCAGGAGAGUGUAUUUGGAAGAGCUAAUCAAUUACGUCACAGGUUGAAGAAGUCCAAGAGAAUCCUUGUAAUAGUAGAUAAUAUCUGGGAGAAGCUUGACCUGAAGGAUGUUGGAAUUCCUUUAAGCUAUGACGAUAAAGGUGGCAUCCCACAAGACAGAAAAGAAAGCAAUGAUGAGAAAGAGCGGUGUGCAAUAUUGUUAACAACUAGAAAAUUAGAUGUCUUAAAUCAAAUGGAAACUCAGAAGAAUAUAUUGGUUGAGCCUUUAGCCGGUGAUGAUGCAAGGAGUUUGUUUGAGAAAAUCGUUGGUGAUUUAUCAGAUAAACACGGUAUAGCAGCGGAAAUAGUAGAGAAAUGUGCGGGGUUACCACUUGCGAUUACAUUAAUUGCAAAUGCUUUGAAACGUAAAAGUGAUUAUGCCUGGAAGGAUGCCCUACUUCAGUUAAAAAGUCAUAAUCAUAGAUGCGUUCCAGGAAUGAAUAAUACUUUAUACUCAACUAUUGAAUUGAGUUAUGAAUUACUGAACAGUGAAGAAGCCAAAAAACUACUUCUACUUUGUGCUCUAUAUAAUGGUAGACAUGUCUCUUCCUUGCUCAGUGGUAUGGCAUUGGAUUCGUUUGAAAAUGUUUACUCAAUUAAUGAUGGAAGGAAUAGAAUUAAGUCACUGAUUGAUCAUCUCCAAGAUUCAUCUUUGUUGUUGAAAGGUAACGAUAGCGAGAUGGUCAAAAUGCAUGAUGUUGUUCAUACUGUUGUUGUAUCAAUUGCCAAAGAGAAAUUUAUGUUUGAUAUUCAAGAUGUCAAGGGCAUUAAAGAGGUACUCAUGAAGAGCAAAGAUUCGAUUGCAAUUUCUUUGUUUUAUACAAACAUUCAUGAGCUUCCUGAAAGGGUAGACUUUCCAAAACUAAAGUUAUUUACUUAUCAUACUAUGGAAGAUCAUUGUUUACAAAUCCCAGACCACUUUUUCGAAGGAAUAAAAGAACUCGAAGUACUAGAGUUGGAUAGAGUUCAUUUAUUACCACCACCACCAUCAUUUGUUUGCCUAACAAACCUUAAAAUAUUGUGUCUCUGGAAUUGCUCUUUGAGAGAUAUAACAAUGAUCGGAGAGCUAAGGAAUUUAGAGAUGCUUAGGUUUGUAAAUUGUGAUCUUGAAAAGGUGCCUGGAAGUUUUAAACAAUUGACGGGACUAAAGUUAUUAAAGUUGACUGAUUGUCCAAAUCUUAAAGCAAUCACACCAAAUGUCAUAGCCAGCUUGUCUCAAUUAGAAGAGCUACAUAUAUAUAAUAGCUUUGGUCAAUGGGAAGUCAAAGGAAAUAAUAAUGCUAGUCUUGCGGAGUUGAAGGCAUUGUCUCACUUGAACACUUUAUGCAUACAUAUCCCAAAUGUGCAGAUCAUACAGCAAGACUUUAUUCCAGUGAACUUAGAAAAGUAUGAAGUACAUAUCGGAGGUGUAUGGGACUGGUCUUGUGAAUAUGAGAUCUCGUGCACAUUGAGACUAAAGUUCAAUGGAAGCUGUCAUAUGAGGUAUGGGAUCAAAUUUUUGAUGGAGAAAGCAAAAUCUCUCUAUCUAGAUCGGCUGGAUGGUGUUAAAGAUAUACUCUGGGAACUUGACAGGGAAGGUUUCCCAGAAUUAAAGCUUCUCUCUGUACAAAAUAGUUCUGAAAUUUCGUAUAUUGUCAACUCGGUGGAGUGCAUUCAUUCUGAUGAUGCCUUUCCAAACUUAGAAUCAAUGUUUCUUUUUAAUCUAAGUCAUAUGGAGAACAUAUGUUGUUGCCUAGAUAAUGCAAAAUCUUUUGGCCAAUUAAGAAAAAUAGAAGUAGCCGAUUGUGACAAGUUGAGGUAUCUCUUCUCAUCCUCUCUGGCCAAAAACAUGCUGCAGCUUGAAGAAAUCGAUGUAACUAAUUGCAAGAUGCUAAAGGAGAUUUUUGGUGAAGAAAGUGAAGACCAUGCUGAUGAAAACAAAAAGUUUUGUAAGAUUGAAUUUAAACAAUUGCACUCCGUAGUACUACAAAGCCUACCGCAGUUCAUAAGUUUUGGCUUGGAGGUUGUGUUACCAAGAUUGGAGAACUUGAAACUGUCCUUAAUUAAGAUUGAGAACAUAUGGGUUAAUCUACUCCACCCAAUCUCUUCCUAUCUUCAGUGCUUAAAAAGCUUAACAGUGGAAGAGUGUAAUGAUUUGAAGUUUCUGUUUUCAUCUUCUAUGGUCAAAAGUUUUGUGCAACUCCAAAAGCUUGUGAUAUGCAACUGUAAGUCAAUGGAAGCAGUAAUAUUUGAGUCAGAAGGAUUAGAAGGAGCAUAUAAGUUAAUUCAAAUGAAUUUUCCUGAACUAUUGUACUUGAAGCUACAAGGACUUCCAAAACUCACAAGAUUUGGUAUUGGAAAUCUAGUUCAAUUCCCUACCUUGACAGAACUUCACAUUGAGAGUUGCUCUAGUCUGAAGACAUUCUUCCCCAAUUCUUCUAGUGUAGAAGUGAGCUUGGAGAACAUUCUUACUACUAAUAUAGAGCCCCUGUUUGACGACAAGGCUGAUUUGCCAGGCUUGGAGAAGCUGAUACUCUUACACUUAGAUAACUUGCAGCUGAUUUGGCACAAUCAACUCCAAGGAGACUCCUUUUGCAAAUUAAAAGAAGUGAGAGUGGAAUUCUGUGAAAAUUUGGUGACCAUUGUUCCAUCUAAUAGUACUCAGGGAUUUCUUACCUUUCAGAAUCUAGAAAAAUUAACUGUUAAGAACUGUUGGAAUUUAAAAAGUCUGUUUCCAGUUUCCAUAGCUACUAGUCUUUUGCAACUCAAAACACUUGAGCUAAUCUCCUGUGGUUUGGAGAUAAUUGUUGGUGAGCUGGAAGUAGAUGGGACUCCAAAAUUUUUGUUUCCUCAAUUAACGAGGCUCUAUCUUGCCAAUUUACCGGAGUUCAAACAUUUCUACAUGGGGUCCUAUACAGCAGAGUGGCCAAUGCUUAAGGAAUUGCUUGUGUACAGAUGUAGGAAGAUAAACGUAUAUGCUUUAGAUGGAGAGAGCCAACCUGCCCUAUUUUCGUUUGAAAAGGUUAUACCCAAUUUGGAAAUAUUGGGUUUAAAUGCCGAUAACGUAACAUCCUCAUGUCUCGACCAUAUUCCAGCUAGGAGCUUUGGGAAACUUAAAUUUCUUGGACUGCAAAGCUUUGAUGAUUAUUCAGUUGGAUUUCAGUCUGAUCUCCUUAAAAAAUUGCAAAAUUUGAAAACACUCGGUCUAUAUAAUUGUACAUUCCAAGAACUACUCCCAUAUGAAGGAUAUUUAAGGAAACAAAGUUCACAGAUGAAAACAUUUCUCCAAAAUCUUCGAACUCUGAGAAUAUGGAAUUGUCAUAAUUUGAGAUAUUUGAUGUCAUCCUCACACAUUUGGUUCAAAAACAUAAAGCAUUUGCAAGUCUACAGAUGUAAUGGAUUGGCAAAAAUAUUAGCAUGCUCAGUAGCGAGAACUCUUGUCCAAAUCACAACAAUCAAAAUCAAAAACUGUGAGUUGGUAACAGAGGUUAUAACAACUGAGUAUGAGAUAGAGACAACAGAAGAGGAGAUUGUUUUCAAACAAUUGAAAAUGUUGGAGCUUCAUUGUUUGAAAAACCUCACAUGCUUCUGCUCGGCCAAUUACGUUUUCCAAUUCCCAUGCUUAGAACAAGUCAUUGUAAGUCAAUGCCCCAAUAUGAAGACUUUUUCUCAAGGAGGUUUAAGCACACCAAAAUUAAAGAAGGUGCAACUAACAAAGACAAUCAAUGCAGAGUCUUUUUGGGAGGAUGACCUUAAUUCCACUAUCCAACACAUGUUUACAAAUAUGCUCGGUUUCAGCAACAUAGAGAAUCUAAAACUCUCUGAAUUCCCCGAAUUAGAAGAAAAAAUUUGGAAAUCUGAAGUUUCGGACGGCUUAUUUUAUAACUUAAAGUCACUGGUAUUGGACGCAUUUUUGGAAUCAUCAAGUGCAAUUCCAUCUCGUGUGUUAAGCGGCUUAAAAAAUCUUGAAAUACUUGAAGUAAGAAGUCGUGAUUCGUUGACACAGCUGUUUGAUACAGAAAGUCCGCUAAAUGUUGAUGGACAUGCUUCAAAGAGAAGUCAUCAAGAUGUUUUAAGCUGGAAGAAUUUGAAGUCUCUUAAAGUGCACGAUUGUAAUGGAUUGAGAUAUAUAUUUACACCGUCUGUCAUACUAGGCCUUGUUCAACUCCAAGAUAUAGAAGUUAAAAAUUGUGCUUUGAUAGAAGAAGUCAUCAGGAAAGAAGGAGAAAAUGAUGCAGAGAUUGAUAAAAUUUUUAUCCCACAACUCAACUCCAUUGGUCUUGAGUCAUUGCCAAACUUGACGAGAUUCUGUUCAAGAAUUAAUAGUUUGGCUUGUCCAUCCUUGAAAAGUAUUAGAGUAGCCAGAUGUCCAGAGAUUGAGACAUUCGUUUUUGCUGAUAUGAAGCACCAAUCAGACCAUAUUGCACCUCUCUUCUGUGAAAAGGUUGCUUUUCCAAGGUUGGAGCAGAUGAUACUCUUACACUUGGGUAAGUUGCAGUUGAUAUGGCACAACCAACUCCAUAGAGAUUCUUUUUGCAAAUUAAAAGAAGUGAGAGUUGAAUUCUGUGAAAAUUUAGUGACUAUUGUUCCAUCUCAUAGUACUCAAGGACUUCUUACCUUUCAGAAUCUGGAAACAUUAAUUGUUAAUAACUGUUGGAAUAUAAAAAGUCUGUUUCCAGUUUCCAUAGCUACUAGUCUUUUGCAACUCAAACGACUCACGCUGCGCUAUUGCGGUUUGGAGGAAAUUGUUGCCAAACAGGAAGUAGAUGGGACUCCAAGAUUUUUGUUUCCUCAAUUAACGCGGCUUAAACUUUCCAAUUUACCAGAGCUCAAACAUUUCUACAUGGGGUCGUAUACGGUAGAGUGGCCAAUGCUUAAGGAAUUGCUUGUGUACGGUUGUAAGAAGAUAAAAGUAUAUGCUUUAGAGGGAGAGAACCAACCUGCCCUAUUUUGGUUUGAAAAGGUUGUACCCAAUUUCGAAAAAUUGGGUUUAAUUGCCGAUAACGAAACAUCCUUAUGUCUUGACCGUAUUCCAGCUAGGAGCUUUGGGAAACUUAAAUUUCUUGGACUGCAAAGCUUGGAUGAUUAUUCAGUAGGAUUUCAGUUUGGUCUCCUUCAAAAAUUGCACAAUUUGGAAGUACUCUAUCUAUGUGAUUGUACAUUCCAAGAACUACUCCCAUAUGAAGGAUGUACAAGGAAACAAAAUUCUCAGAUGAAAACGUUUCUCCAAAAUCUUCAAACUUUGAUGGUAGACAAAUGUCAUCGUUUAACAUAUUUGAUGUCAUCCUCAUACAUUUGGUUCAAAAACAUAAAGCAUUUGGAAGUCAGCGGUUGUAAUGGAUUGGCAAAUAUACUAGCAUGCUCAGCAGCAAGAACUCUUGUCCAUAUCACAACAAUCAAAAUCAGAGAAUGUGAGUUGAUAACAGAGGUUAUAGCAACUGAGUUUGAGAUAGAGACAAUAGAAAAGGAGAUUGUUUUCAACCAAUUGAAAACGUUAGAGCUUCAUUGUUUGAAAAGCCUCACAUGUUUUUGCCCUGCCAAUUACGUUUUUCUAUUCCCAUGCUUAGAACAAGUGAUUGUGAGUCAAUGUCCCAAUUUGAAGAUUUUUUCUCAUGGAGGUUUAAGCACACCAAAACUAAAGAAGGUACAACUAACAGAGAUUAUUGAUGCAGAAUAUAUUUGGAAGGGUGACCUUAAUUCCACUAUCCAACACAUGUAUGAGAUUUGUGUGUCUUAAACUUUUACUUGAAGGGCAUAAUCGCAAUUCAUUAAAGCAGGGUUGACAUUUCAUUUCCUAGUAGGGUUAAAAAUAGUCGUUUGGUGGCUUAGAUAUUUUUCUAUCCUUGAUUAUAAAAGAACCAGAGUUAUUUGAGUCGGUGGAAUUUGAUAUGUUAAGUGUGUUGUCUUAAACAAUUUGAGGGUAAAUGAGUCUUUUUGGCUUUAAUGGCAGUCUUGUAAUAGUGUGAAUAAGUCAUAGGCGUUUUUGGUUAUGAUAUUUUUAACCAAGCAUAUAAAAGUAGAGUUUUACCCUAGUUAUUUUGCUUUUUGCACAUUUGAUAAGAUCUUCUCAUUUGAGUUUAGUUGUCUCUCUGGGUGUUAUUAGGGUUUUGUUUGAUUUCUCAGUUUGUUGAUUCUGGUUUUUCUGGUGAGAAAUUUCUGGCGAGAAAUUUCUGGCUUAUUUUUACUAGUUUCUUUUUUGUUAGGAUUAAUGAUUUAUUAAUCUUGUCAAUUUGGAUAAAUUAUUUUAUAAGCUUUGUACUUGAACAUUAUUUUAGUGGAUUGACUAGAGGAAUAUCUUUGCCUUGGAUGUAGGAUUUCAUUUAUGAAAUCCGAACCAAGUAAAUACUAUUGCGUUUUGAUUUUUGUUA